AAUUUCGCAUACAUGCAAUAUAAAAACAACGAAAACAGGGACAGAAAUAUGCGCAUGUACCAAAAAUCACAUUAUGUAGUAAAAGUGCUGGGCUCAGCCUAAUGAUCUAUUAACAGGUGUUGGACCAAUUCAUCCUCAGCGAUUUUAGACCAUGAACAACAAAGCCUAUGUAGUUAUAUUUUGAACACUAUAUAGGCCUACCAGAGAUAAGCCCCGCUUAAGCUCAUUUGAAUCGUUUUCUUCAUCAUUCAUGUUAGAGAAUUGUGCCACUUUGUAUAACCAAGUCUGAAAUCAAUGGGAAACACACUCGUUUAAUAUUGUAUUGUGGACUACAAAAUAUAUAAUGCUGUAAAUGAUUGAUACAGAUGGGUAGGCCUACUUCAGUUCGGCAUGCACUCAAGGAAGUCACUUAUUCGAUAGCGGUGCUUAUGAAUUGCUAAAGCGGUGUUAAGAGCCACUUUAUACUAUCAAAACCACCCUCCACCCGCUUCCCGUCCUGUUGCGUAAAGUGCCUAAUGACUUUAAACCACGCAACUUUCGUUUACCGUUGCUUUUGUGUUUUUAUGCAAAAUUUCUGUUGUGCAAUUCAAACGGAAGUAUUUGUAUGUAAUUGUUCAGAUAAAGUCAACAUUGGUAAACUUGAUGCUGAUGAAUUUCUUUGACUGCGUCGAUACUUGCUAACGAUAGAUACACAAACGCAUUCAUCGAUUUAAUAAACAUUGCUUUGAUUACCAGAUUGCGGAACUAACUACAACUAAUUCAAAGCCCGAGCAAACGAGAUAACAGAACGCUAUUAUCUAAGGUUAUCACCGGCGCUAAACUCGUGACGAAAUGAUAACGAAUAUAAAUAGAUCAAACUUAAUCCCCUAAUAAGCAGUCCAGAAAUGGCUUAUUCUGGUGUUUCCAGCGUUUUGUUGUUAGCAGUUGGUGUCAUCCUGACAACCGGUACGCCAUUGGAUGAUUACGUGAACGCGCCGGACGCGCACUACUCGUAUACCUUGCUAAGUGACUACACAGUACGAGUUAAAGAUGCAUACACAACCUACAUGAUUAAUAUGACCUCACAAAAAUGGCUUACAGACGAGAAAGUUGGACAGUCCAUUUGGUGGCAUUAUCUAGCAAUCACUAUACCGGAUAAAAUCAGCCGACCCGACUCUGGCUUCCUUUACAUUACCGGUGGUAAUAACAAUGACAGUCCACCAGAUUCUCUUUCUGAUGCUGAAACUCUGUUGAUGUCAUUAGCUGCAUUGCAAACAGGCUCAGUCUGCGCAGUGCUAAGACAAGUUCCAAAUCAGCCAGUUGUCUUUCCGGGAGAUCCUUUGCAGAAAAGUCGUAAAGAGGAUGGCAUCAUCGCAUACACGUGGAGACACUUCAUUGAGAAUGGAACCAAUGAACCGUACUGGUUGUUAAGGAUGCCCAUGACAAAGGCUGGCGUCAGAGCACUGGAUACAAUGACCGACUUUGUCAAGGGUGUACGGUCAGAAGUUAACUUGAAGAAAUUUGUCGUCGCAGGAGCGUCAAAGAGAGGGUGGACAACGUGGACUUUAGGAGCCGUGGACAAGCGCGUAGUAGGAAUUGCACCCAUGGUGUUAGAUUGUCUUAAUUUCGUCAAAAAUCUGCAUCAUCAUUAUCGGUCUCUUGGAGGCUGGACAUUUGCUCUGGAUGAUUAUUAUGAAGAAAACGUCACCAAAGAUCUUGACCACCCAAACACACAGAAGAUGUGUGACAUUGUUGACCCUUAUGCAUAUCUUGAUCGUCUAACGAUGCCGAAGUACAUCAUUAGCAGUUCAAGUGACGAGUUUUUUCUACCAGACGAUUCUCAUUACUACUACGACCAGAUGAAAGGACCAACGUACCUCAGGUUAGUAUCGAUCUAUCAAUCAUUCAGUUUAUCAAUCGAUCAAUUAAUCGAUAAUGAAGGGCACAAUGAGACUAUGAGAAUACUUUUUCAUCGCAGUGACUUUAAACUGCCGGAAUUCACCUGGAAACGAAGCACGAAUGUAACUCACGGAACAAUAACGGUUCAAACCGAUACAAAACCUACUUUAAUUCGUGCCUGGAUGGCCAGUACGCCGGUGUCGAGUAAAAGGCGGGAUUUUCGACUUUUGAUUGCGACGGAACCAGGUGUCGACAAGACGCCCAAGCCACAGCCGAUUAUAUAUCUUAAGUACGAUGUGCAUAAUCCGAGUACCGGUGUGUAUGUUGCCGAAUUCAAAAACCCAUUGAUGGGUUGGUCAUGUUUCUUUAUCGAGGCAACAUUUCCAGGGAAGUCGAACACCACGUUAACAUUCACAACUGAGGCUAACAUCAUUCCGAAUGUCUUUCCGUUCGAUGACUGCAGUGGCGAUGACUGUAGGGGUAUCCUGUUAUAAAAACAUGACACAACUACAGCAGAGCUUCCGGUGACUGUAUUGCAGAGAUUGAUCCAGUGAAUGACCCUUGAAUCGAGUAUGAGAAGUCCCGGAUUAAUCAUUGAUAAAACUGUCUCAUUUGCGAUUUUAACGUAGAUUCUUGCGUUGGUAUCAAUGAUUAUCGCUGAUUACUUUUUCAAUGACAUAAUAGUUUUAUAUACAUUACUGCAUUAACCGAGGUCGUAUAUUUAUUACUGCAUCAUAUGACAUUAGGCCUAUUUCGAAUUAUUUUUACAUUAAUGAAUAAUUGAAUUGACGAUUUAGUAAUAAAAAUAUGUUACAACAAGUUUAUAGCCUGUUGAAUGCUAGAAGAGGCUAAGUAUGUAAGUAAAGUUUAUUUUGUAAAUCAGAGUAAAAUAAAAGAUUCGGAGUAAGAAAGAAUACGAA
Messenger RNA from Anneissia japonica, 2798 nucleotides. Its product is annotated as autocrine proliferation repressor protein A-like. NCBI's taxonomy places the organism in Eukaryota, Metazoa, Echinodermata, Crinoidea, Comatulida, Comatulidae. The transcript is spliced from 14 exons. Bases 885 to 2372 code for a protein of 495 amino acids. The record is from RefSeq and is a predicted model, not a curated record.